GCGGGCAAACCUGGUCAGAAAAGAAUACUUUGCUAAACCAGAUGUAGCAAGCUAGCUAUGUACCUCCAUGCAAGGAUAGGGUGCACAACAAGUACGACAAAUAAUACGUAAGAAACUUCUUCACCAUGACAGGUUCACGCAAGGUGGCUGUCUCGCAACAAUGCACCGAUGGGAUAUCUAUUUCAGGGAAAGGUUAUUAAAUACCGAAGACAACACAAUAAGCCUGGAAGGUCAAUCUCAUGGCUGAGAGACGCUCAUCUCCGGCUGCCAGGGGGAAGAAGCGGCGGACUUUAUCGCUGACCAAAAGGGGUGGAGAUGGCCGAGCGAAUAGCGGAACGAACUCUAUCGCUGCGUUCUUCAACAACGCGCCUCCAGCCAAACUGGCCUGUCCACUGUGCGGUGAGAUGGUGCCCCGGUUCAAAAUAAACGAGCACAUCGACUCACAGUGCCAGACAUUUAUUGGGAAUGACCCCAAGGAUGCCGGUUUGUCGGGGAAUGGCGAUAAGAAAUGCGUUGUCUCCUCAACUCCAAAUGAUGGCGUCCCAAAUCAGGGCAGAGCACCAUGCCCUGAGGAGAAAAAACAUUCAGCCACCAGCCCUUAUUUUAAAAAGCAAGGGUUUUUGCAACAGGACCCACAGGAGUCCAGAAAUAGUGGAACUAAGCUUGUGAGGAAUGUAGACCUUGGGAGCCUGGCCUCAAAACUGUCCAGAAAAAGGCUGAAGUUCACUGACUGUGAGGAUACAUUGUGCCAACAGACAAGUAGAGCUCCACAAAACACUGAGCAAAUAGGGGGCAGUGUGGAGCUGAACAGCUCCCAAAAGGAGAACUACUGUGUUGAGGUUUCUGAUGACAGGUGCCCCACAGGUGACACUGAACCGACAAGCGACAGGACCACUCUAAGGACAGCUGCUUUUUCUGUGAACAGGCCUCAAACAGGGAGCGGAGAGGGCUCAGAUCAAAAAGAAUCAAUGUCCGAGUCUCCUCUUCCAGUGGUGUCCGUGUCAGUGCAGUCUUCUUCCACAUCCCGACUAAGCAAUAGCAAGAACAAAGAAGUGUGCAGAGUGGACCCUCCCAAACCAGCUCUCCCAGCUGCUGCCAGAAUUAAGAAUAAGAGGCAGAGAGAGGCGCCGAACAGUCAAAUCCUGAAAAAGAAAUUUACCCCAUCCUCAGGGCGCCCCCAGCUACCUCAGGAUAGUGUGGGAAGUGCAGGUGCCGGUACGAGCACAGGAAUAAGGGGGGAGAGUUCCGACCUGAAGCCCAGUGAAGCUGAAGCUAAUCUGACUCCUUGUGGCGGUUCUGAGCUGAAGCCCAGUGAAACUGAAGCUAAUCUGCCUCCUCAUGGUGGUUCCGAGCUGAAGCCCAGUGAAAAUGAGGCUAAUCUGGCUCCUCGUAGCGGGUCCGAGCUUAAGCCUGGUGAAGCUGAAGCUAAUUUGGCUCCUCGUGGCGGUUCAGAGCUGAAGCCCAGUGAAGCUGAAGCUAAUUUGGCUCCUCGUGGCGGUUCAGAGCUAAAGCCCAGUGAAGCUGAAGCUAAUUUGGCUCCUCGUGGCAGUUCAGAGCUGAAGCCCAGUGAAGCUGAAGCUAAUUUGGCUCCUCGUGGCGGUUCAGAGGGGAACAAGGUCACUGUGCGCCAUGCCCCGUUUGCAGAGGGAGGGAGGGGUGUAGAGCCGACGCGGCUGCCCUACUACCUGCGCAACUUCCUGACCGUGCUGGAGGCCGUGCUGGAGAACGAGGACGACAGGAUGCUCUUCAACCAGGACGACCUGGCAGUUAUCCACGCAUUUCAGCAGCUGUCAGCUGCUGGGCAGAUGCUCUACGUUCGGCUUUUCCAGAGGAAACUGCACUGGCUGCGGGUAAGCAGGCUGGAUUACUCAGAGAUUGGCUCAGACCUCGCCCCAGUGAUCCAGGAGCUGGCCAGCUGUGGGUUUCUGCAGAGAGAGAGUGACCUUCAGGACCUGGAGGAGGUGCUGGAGCUGCUUCCUGCUCCAGAGCUGAGGGGCCUGGCCAAGACGUUCCACCUGGGGGCCCCCGGGGCCCAGAAACAGCAGCUGGUGACGGACCUCCUCCGGCUGGGCCGGCAGCGCUCCCUCUUCGCCCUGCGCCCCGGGCAGACGGGCGCCGGGGCCGCCAUCCUAAAGAGGGCGAGGCAGCUGGCGGGGGCGUGCGUGCGCGUGUGCCGCGAGCCUCGCGCCGUCUUCUCCCGGGUCCUCCUCCUCUUCUCCCUCACGGACUCCCUGGAGGAAGAGGAGGCGGGCGCGGGCGGGCAGAACCAGCUCUACACCAUCCUGCUGGUCAACUCGGGCCGCCUGGCCUUCCCCGCCUACACCGUCCUGCGCAGGGAGAGGGUGUUCCAGGACAGGGAGGACCUCAUCAGGUACGAGGCCGCCAUGCGGGCUCUGCAGGAGGUGGUGUUGGCUAUGCAGGCUGGCAGCUGGGAGGGGGCCCUGGAGCUCUACACCACAGCUAAGCAGGUCUGGCUGGAGCAGCAGGAGCAGGACAGCCGAAACCACAGGCACCAGGAGGAACUGCCCGUGUUCCUGCGCUGUUUCACCACGGGCUGGGCCUACACCCGGCUGCUGUCCCGCGGCGUGGAGAUCCUGCAGAGACUGCGCCGCUAUGAGGAAGCAGUGCUGGAGCUGCGGUCACUGCUGGCUCAGGCAACGUUCUGUCCCGACAGCAGGGGGCGCUGGUGGGACAGGCUGGCACUGAAUCUACAGCAGCACCUAAAGCGCACUGAGCAGGCCAUAGGUGCCAUUCAGGAGGGCCUUUCAGACCCUCUGGUGCGCACGGGUCACCGGCUGUCCCUGUACCAGCGUGCCGUGAGGAUGAGGGAGUCCCCCAGCUGCAGGAAGUACAGGCUGCUCCUGAGGGACCUGCCCGCGGUGGAGGUGCAGGACGUCACGCACGUGACCAUCCGGGGAAAGAUGUUCCCGCACGCCGGAGGGAUGGGGAAGUCGGUCUUCCUCAUGGCAGCCGAUGAGGACGGAGGGAAUGCCGGCGAGGGCGACGCCCAGGCCACCGUCCUGUGCUCCGUGGAGGAGCUGGCACUGGCACACUACCGGCGGCUCGGGUUCGACCAAGGGAUUCACGGUGAAGGCUCAACAUUUUCCACUCUAUUUGGCCUCUUGUUGUGGGAUAUCAUUUUCAUGGAGGGCAUUCCUGACGUCUUUCGAAAUCCAUACCAGGCUUGCCCUCUGGACCUGCACACGGACCGUUUCUAUGGAAACCGGCGGGAGGCGAUAGAGGCGCGGGUGGAGGUGCUGAGGGAGGCCUCGGAGGAGACGCUGCACGCGCUGCUGGCCGACGCCUGGAGCUCACAGGAGGGGAGGCUGUGCACCCUGGUCAGCUGGGAGCGCUUCUCCUCCCUGCAGCAGGCCCAGAGUCUGGCGUCGUGUCUCGGCGGGGCCUUCCUGGCGGGAAUCGUGCAGCGCAUGGCCGAGGACUACCGCCACUGCCGCGGGGGACUACCUGACCUCGUGGUGUGGAACACCAGCAACAACACCUACAAGCUGGUGGAGGUGAAGGGCCCGAACGACCGCCUGUCCCAGAAGCAGCAGAUCUGGCUGGACGCGCUGCGGAAGCUGGGAGCCGACGUGGAGGUGUGUCACGUGACCGACGUCGGCGCCCGGGGGGAUCGCCUGGACUGAGACACGGGAUGGCUCUCGCACUCUCAGACAGACGCACCCUAUGAGUGCUCAGUACAGCUGGCCGGCCCCACCCUCUCUGCUAGACCGAGCCCCUUUUCUCUUGAGAAGGCUUGUGAUGAACCUUUGCCAGGGAGUGUGGCAAAAACAGUGCACUUGAACAAAUGAAACACUACGAACUCAAAAUUGAGAUGGAUUAAUCUUUUUUUUAAAUGCUCUCAGGUAGUACGCUAUGACGUGUAUGCAUUUCUUGUGAAAUAAAAUAAAAUCCUUAUUCCUAAA
This is a messenger RNA of Anguilla anguilla (European eel), 3923 nucleotides long. RefSeq names its product FANCD2 and FANCI associated nuclease 1 (gene fan1). Gene Ontology annotation, molecular function: flap-structured DNA binding; 5'-flap endonuclease activity; 5'-3' exonuclease activity. The record is from RefSeq and is a predicted model, not a curated record. Gene Ontology annotation, biological process: interstrand cross-link repair. Lineage: Eukaryota; Metazoa; Chordata; Actinopteri; Anguilliformes; Anguillidae. The coding region runs from base 240 to 3644 and encodes 1134 amino acids. The transcript has 14 exons. Gene Ontology annotation, cellular component: nucleus.